CAAGCAAAGCAGCAUGUUGGCUGUUUAUUUCACUACUGCCAGGCACUCAUGAGGAAAUUCAAAAAAUUCAAUCUAUUACAGUUGUGUAAAGAAUGGAUUCCAGGGCAAAUUAUGAUACGUAAAUUUAUGGCUCUAGCCUUAUUGCCACAUCAAGAUAUUCCUGCAGGCUUCGAUUGGCUCGUCACGAAUUCACCUGCUGAUAUUAGAAGAAUAUUUGAUCCUUUUAUAGCGUAUUAUAGACGUCAGUGGUUAAUUAGAGAAACUCCAGCUAGAUACAGUGUGUAUAAUGAAAAACAUCGAUCAAAUAAUUAUUCCGAGGCGAGCAAUCGGCGAAAUAAACUUCGGUUUGGAAUUCACCCAUCUAUAUGGACAUUUACAGAAAAAUUGCGAGAUUUACAAGCAGUAACACAUUUAGAACUUCUAUCAUUGUUCCGUGGUGAACCAGUCAUCCGCGAGCCUCGUAGCCAAACAUUAAAAAGAGAUGAGGAUAUUAACAAUGCUUGGAUAUUAUACGAACAAAAUAUUUUAAAUAUUCAAUCUUUCCUAGCUUAUGCUAGUUUUUUUCUGAAGCCCGCGUAUCAAGAAGAAGAGCAGAACCUUAAUAAUAUGGAUAUCGUGACUGAUGAAGAGGAGGAUGUAUUAGAAGUAGGAGGCGUGAUUCUACAGCCACCAGAAUACUAUUAUGCAAUGGAAGUUUUUCAUGAAAUUGAUGUAGUGUUUGAAUAGUAGAGAAUCGUAUGAAAAUCUAACUAUUGCAUUGGUCUUCAUGACGAAACUUUUGAAAAAUUUGGAUAUAU
Cotesia glomerata is the source of this 797-nucleotide messenger RNA. RefSeq lists its product as uncharacterized. Lineage: Eukaryota; Metazoa; Arthropoda; Insecta; Hymenoptera; Braconidae. The coding region runs from base 49 to 726 and encodes 225 amino acids. The record is from RefSeq and is a predicted model, not a curated record. The transcript has 4 exons.